GGCCGCACGUCCGGUUGUCCUGCAGGGCCGAGCCCCGGGGCAGGACGGGGGACACGGGCCGGGCGCGGCUGCCCCCCGCCCCCGCGCCGCCCUCAUGUCGGCGCCGCUGAAGAAGGGCCCCGGGGGGCUGAUCGGGCUCAUGAAGGACGCGUUCCAGCCGCACCACCACCACCUCGGCCCGCACCAGCCCGGCGCCGUGGACAAGAAGAUGGUGGAGAAGUGCUGGAAGCUCAUGGACAAGGUGGUGCGUUUGUGUCAGAACCCAAAACUGGCGUUGAAGAACAGCCCACCCUAUAUCCUAGAUCUGCUGCCUGACACCUACCAGCAUCUCCGAACCAUCCUGUCGCGCUACGAGGGGAAGAUGGAGACCCUGGGAGAGAACGAGUAUUUCCGUGUGUUCAUGGAGAACUUGAUGAAGAAAACCAAGCAGACCAUCAGCCUUUUCAAGGAAGGGAAGGAGCGGAUGUAUGAGGAGAACUCUCAGCCUAGUUAUAUUUUCCGAUUGAGUUGCACACGGCUCGGUCAGUGGGCCAUUGGCUAUGUCACUGCAGAUGGGAACAUUCUUCAGACAAUCCCCCACAACAAACCUCUCUUUCAAGCACUGAUUGAUGGCUUCAGGGAAGGCUUUUAUUUAUUUCCCGACGGCCGGAAUCAGAAUCCUGACUUGACUGGCUUGUGUGAACCCACACCUCAGGACCACAUUAAAGUUACACAGGAACAAUAUGAACUGUAUUGCGAGAUGGGCUCCACGUUUCAGCUGUGUAAAAUAUGUGCUGAAAAUGACAAAGAUGUGAAGAUUGAACCGUGCGGCCAUCUGAUGUGCACCUCCUGUCUCACUGCGUGGCAGGAAUCAGAAGGCCAGGGAUGUCCUUUUUGCCGCUGUGAAAUCAAAGGCACGGAGCCCAUUGUAGUAGACCCGUUUGAUCCCAGAGGAGGAGGAGGAUUGUCACGACAAGGGGCAGAAGGAACUCCCUCGCCCAACUACGAUGAUGAUGAUGAUGACAGAGCUGAUGAUUCCCUCUUCAUGAUGAAAGAACUCGCUGGUACCAAAGUCGAGCGUCCUCCUUCUCCGUUCUCAGUAGCCCCACAGGCCACCCUUCCUCCCGUGCCACCGCGACUGGAUCUCUUGCAGCAGCGAGUGUCCAACCCGCCUGGGGCUUCCAGCCCUGGGACCACUUCAAAGGCUGCUCCUGGUGCCCUUCACAAGGAUAAACCUCUGCCAAUCCCUCCCACGCUCCGAGAUCUGCCUCCGCCACCACCUCCGGACAGGCCACAUUCCAUUGGGACUGAAGGUCGGCCUCAGAGACGUCCCUUGCCCUGCACACCAGGAGACUGCCCAUCGAGAGACAAACCACCCCCUGUGCCCUCCAACCGCCAGGCUGAUCUGUGGCCAUCCAGGCCCAUUCCCAAAGCUCCCUCUGUAGCUCUCAGUCCUGGAGACCCUUGGGCUGGGAGAGAACUGUCAAACAGGCACUCCCUCCCCUUCUCCUUGCCCUCUCAGAUAGAAUCCAGGCCCGAGAGCCAUCGGCUUGGGAGCACGCUCAGCCUGGACAACCCCGUGAGCUUGAACAGUGCUCCCCCAACAACCUCAGAGUGUGAACACCCCAAGAUUAAACCCUCCUCAUCUGCCAAUGCGAUCUACUCCUUAGCUGCCAGACCACUGCCUGUACCAAAACUGCCUCCUGGGGAACAGUCUGGAAGUGAUGAAGACACUGAAUACAUGUCACCAUCCUCUCUGCCUGUAGUGCCUCCAGGUCCUGCUGUACAAAAACCAGAGAUCAAAAUGCCUUUGGAAAUGGCUCAGAGUUUACGAGUUUCAGACUGCGACCAGCAGACGGAUGGCUGUACGUAUGAAGCAAUGUACAACAUCCACUCCCAAGCAGCAUCCUCAGCUUUUGAGACUGUCAACACUUGUGACGAAGGGGAUCUGGCAGCAGCCACUGCCAGCAACGGCCCUGAAGAGUCAGAAAAUGAAGAGGAUGGCUAUGAUGUCCCCAAACCACCACUACCAGUUGCCAUUGCUCGUCGCACCCUCUCUGAUAUCUCCAAUGCCACACCUGCCUUCAGCCGAAUGUCUUUGGAAAAUGACCCUGUGACAGGUUUCUCCGACGGCUCCCAAGUUCCAGAAAGGCCUCCAAAGCCUCUACCAAGGAGAAUCAAUUCUGAGCGGAAAGCAGGGAGCUGCCAGCCAGGCGGAGCCAGCAGUGGGACCAGUGCAUCACUGCAGCUCUCCAGUGAGAUCGAGAACCUAAUGAGCCAAGGCUAUUCAUAUCAGGACAUUCAGAAAGCACUGGUCAUUGCACAUAACAAUAUUGAAAUGGCCAAGAAUAUUCUCCGGGAGUUUGUUUCCAUUUCCUCCCCUGCGCAUGUGGCCACAUAGCACACAACCUCCACACCUGCAUCUUCUGUGGACCAACUGCCUGGGCAGCUGCAGCCCAGCUCCGCACCAAAGGGGAAGGGGGUUCCUUUAGAGACUUCGUGCUGAGGUCAGUCCUGCCUCUCAAGAGAAUCAGUGAUCAGGUUUUUGUGGUUCCAGAUUUCAAAGCAGUGGGAUGAAAUGGAGCAGAAUGGUGUUUUAUACAGUGUGUGUUUUGGAGUCCUUUACCCCUACCUCUUGUUUGAGAGAACCGAUUUCUUUCCAGGGUGUUUGUAUUGAAAGGUAUCACAACAAGGGAUUCCCAAGCUGAUGCCCUGGAGGCUGGGGGGAGUGUUUUGUGCUGUGAAUUCUAAGUGAAUGCUCUGAGAAACCGAGCCUUGAGGUCGGUGUGGUGUGUCCUGUGGUUCAUGGUACUAGGUUUGGAUCUGUUCGCUGCUGUGUGUCUGGCUCAGGCUUUUUAGGCCAGCUGGGAGGUCACUUUCUGCUGGGAAUAAAUAGGAGACCUGGGAAGAAUCUUUAGAUUGCUUCCCGUUUGCCAUGGCAUUUCCCUCUUGCAUCUAUUGCUCUUGAUUCAAGUCCUCCCUUUUUGCCUGGAGAUACCUUGACAAGCUUCUGUCAGGCAUUUGGACCUUGACAGGGCAGGGAUUUCUCUCCUACAUGUCCUCUUGCUGGCAGCACUGCCCGAUCCCAGGCAGCUCAAGGGGCUGAAAAGGUUUGCAUGUUUUUGAGGGGUGGGAAGAGUCGGAGCCAAGAUCCAGCUGCUGCUUCUCCUUCUUUAGCCUUCAGCAUUCUGAGCUUCGAUGCUCAGACUGGAGUGUGGCCCUGCUGGGCCUCGAGCAGCCGUCACUGGGUGCUCCCACAUGCUCUUCCUCUGGGAAUGGUGCCCCUGGUAGAUAUGAUGUUUUAUUUAUCUCAAUUGCAUGGUGACUGUGCAGAGUCGUGGCCUUCAUGCACAUUCCAUCAUCUCCUUCAGAGAGCUCUUGCGGGAGCCAGCUGUCUUCGUGCCAGGCUAUGUUGUGGAAUUGGUGGGUGCAGCUGAUGUGUUCGUUGGUGUCUUACCUGCUUUGCAGUAUAAGAAGUGCAGCAGUUCUCUGCAUGGCUGUCACAACAACAUGGGGGGGCUCUUCUUUCCAUUGCCAUUACUCUUAAGGUAUUGCCAGAGCUUGUACUAAAACAGAUCUGGGAAUCUUCUGUAUUUGUAAAGUGAUCACACAGCUUUAAAAGUCAGUGCUCAGCUGUUUCUUUGGAGAAACCUGACUUGCAUACUCAGCUACUUGACUCUGUUCGUAUGUGCUUGACGUGUGAGAAGUGUGCAGUUCCUUCUGAGAAGAGUUAAAUCAAGCAGGCAUGCACACAUGGUAGCCUGACAGAUGAACAAGUGCUCUGUGUACACUGAGAGGCCGUUAGCAUGGCUAACAUCACUGGCAUCUCAAAGGGCAGCAGUAGUCACUAGGCAAAGGACUGCGACUUGGGGUGAUUAUUGGAUGCAGUUUAGCCUUUUUAAGAGCCUCAGGGCUGGGCCCAGGUCUCUGCUUGCAAUUGGCAGAGAGGACUGACCAACUAUUGGCAAAGGGAACUAAGCAUGAAAUGUGUGGUUUAUGUAGAGUAUAGGUUCCUCUCUAGGCCUCCAGCUUUCUAAACUGAUGCAGCAGGUUCCAGGCAGUCUCAAAGCUGGAACUGUCUCUCUUUACUCCUCUGCAUUCUGUAGCAAGGAAUGUUGUCUCCCGUGCUGUAAGGAGAUCUCCUGCAGCGCUUCCAGGCUAUCAGCACUGUUGCUAUUUCAGGGUGAGGGCUGAGGCUUGGAAAUGCAGCACACUGGGGACAUUCGUGUCAGCGGGCACAGCACUCUGCUGUGCUGCACAGAGAGGGCAGGAGCAGGCUCUGAGCCCCUGCCCACACGUGCAGCAUUGUGAACCAGUCCUGCUCAUGCUGUGUGCCCUGCUCUGCCAGUUGUGCAUAGCAGCCUUGCUCAGUGCAUCCCAGCACUGGUGCUGCUGAGGCAGGGGCAUGGAGCAGCUCUGGUUGUUCCCUCUGUAGAUCUGCAUGUUGCACUUGUGAGCAGCUAGUCCGAGCAGAUGAGAGUUACUUCCUUGGCUUUGUACUGGAGAACCAGGUAAAAACCCUUUUGUGAGGGAGCACUCUGGUUUUCUAGCCCUCUUUUUGUGUAUCCUCUCCAGUGCUGCCACUUGGUCCCUGUUAGGGUUGGAGCCACUUUGUUCCCGAUCUGCUGUGUUAACUCAGUGCAAGUGAGUGUGUGUGACUCUUGCCACUGCCAAGGCUGCAUAAAGAGCCAAGUCCAGCCAGCUAGAAAGCCUUAAUUCUCGUCUUGCACAGUGUGUGUGAUCAGACUAGUGAUGCCCUGUCCCAUACAAGCCGUUUAUUACAGGCUUCUUGUCGUAAUGUGAAAUGAAAUCAUGCUUAGCAGAGCUGUUACAGGCCUGUCUUUGGGGUUUGUGUGCCCAGAGGUGUUCCUAUGGCUGUUGUUCCAGGUAUUAGAGAUUAGAGAGAACAGUCCUUGUGGCAUGUGUCACUGAUUUUUCUGCAUGUGUCCUUUCUGUGCACUGUUUGUGUCCCAACCUGAUUAAAGAAACUUAAAUCUUGGCUUUUUAUCCUUAGACCUGUUAGCAUUUGCUGGUACCACUGAAGUGCAGCAGAGUCCUGACCAUGUCCUAUGGCUGUGCUCUGUGAAGUCAGUCCAGGCACUGUACAGUGGAUUUUCUUUGUUCUUUCACAAAAGUAAGCCCAAGAUUGAUUUCUCUUUCUUCCCUUCACCUUCUUGAUCUUUAUUCUUAAGAAGUUAACGCUAUGAUGCUACUUUAAAAAGAAAUAAACCCCCUACAUGUCUAGUGCCUUUCUUAAGGGAAUGCUGCAUCUCUAGGCUGGACCUGAGUACCCACCCCUCUGUGAAAAUGAGGAGCCCAAAGCAGACAAGCUGUAAAGACAACCUUUGAGCAUGAGGCUGCUUGGAAAGGGGUGAAAAGAAGGGGUAAAAAGGUGGGCAAUUGUCACUUCAGCUCUGACACUGUUUGGUAGCAGACUGGUGCUGUACUAAGCUUGGUUGUGAAGACAGUAGAAUUGUAGGACAGGAUUGCUUUUGCUUGUAACACAGGAUAAGUUCUGCUCUUCAAGAUGCUGGUUUUCCCCCUGCCUGUCAACCAUGGACACAGAGCAAGCAGAGAGCAGCCCAGUAAGAGCUGGGCACAAACCAGUAUGAGUCCCUGCCCAGCGAGCAGCAGGUAGCUGUGGAAAGCAGGCAAGGAUCGACUGCUCUGACCAGGGUUUCUGACUGACUUCCAGUGCCACCGUAGCUGAAUGGGAAUCAGAAACGGGACAUAUCCUGCCAGGGCUGCUGGAGAGCCUGUCUGCAGUGCUGCCCUUGUGUGUCUGCUUCUACAAGUGCUGCAGCUUGAGGCCUGCAGGGUCUCUGCUGGGAACCAGCAGCCUUGCUUUUCACUAUGAACAGCUUUUCUGCAUGCCCUUCACUGAGCCCUUCCUUCCGGGGAGCCAGGUAGGCUGAGUGCAGCAUGUUGCUUCCUGCACUAGGCUGAUUCCAUUACUGCAGCUAAUCCUGAGGCAGGGUCAUUACUGUAAAUGGGUUUAUUUCAGUUGAGCAAGGAAAAAUGCAACUCCCAGGGCCCUUCCUUAAAGGUGCCCCUUACAAAGGAGUGGGGAAUAAGGACACUUGUUUUUAAAGUUCCUAAGAGAAAUGAUGCUUGGAAUUUGGGGGGGGGAGGGGAGGGACAAGUUGUUCUUCCCCUUGAAUGACAAAUGAAUACCAAUUUGUAUAAUAUCAGUGUUAAAAAUGUUGAGAUUUUCACAAACUAUUUUAAGAAAGCUAUAAUAGUGUCGUUAAUAUAAAACUAUAAUAGCAGUAUUUAAUCCUUUCAGAUCUGUAAAGAAUAAGGAGAAACAGAAGGUAAAUAUUCUUACAGAGAGUAGCUGAGCUUUAAGGUUCACUCGGUUUAAAGCCCUCGGAGGCACUGUUCGUGUGUAGAGGUUAUACUAAUGUUAUUUAUUAAUUGUUUCCAUUCUCGUCUGCUGCCCACUAAAGAGCUGCUUUCUUUGGGAUUUCCUUCACCUGUGUCAGUACAAGAAAAAGAAAACAAAAAGGUUUAUUUUUAAAUAAAAUCCCCUUUGUUGUAGCCC
Messenger RNA from Melopsittacus undulatus (budgerigar), 6523 nucleotides. RefSeq names its product Cbl proto-oncogene (gene CBL). Bases 95 to 2380 code for a protein of 761 amino acids. The transcript is spliced from 13 exons. Gene Ontology annotation, cellular component: membrane raft; plasma membrane. NCBI's taxonomy places the organism in Eukaryota, Metazoa, Chordata, Aves, Psittaciformes, Psittaculidae. Gene Ontology annotation, biological process: cell surface receptor signaling pathway; negative regulation of epidermal growth factor-activated receptor activity. The record is from RefSeq and is a predicted model, not a curated record. Gene Ontology annotation, molecular function: receptor tyrosine kinase binding; metal ion binding; ubiquitin protein ligase activity.